This is a messenger RNA of Angiostrongylus costaricensis, 2661 nucleotides long. NCBI's taxonomy places the organism in Eukaryota, Metazoa, Nematoda, Chromadorea, Rhabditida, Metastrongylidae. The record is from the annotation of a GenBank genome assembly.
AUGGAUUCUGAUUUGUAUGACGAGUUCGGGAACUACAUUGGUCCUGAACUUGGUUCUGAUGAUGACGAGAAUGAAGACGAUGUGCCAUUGGCUGGAGAUGCUGACGAGGAUGCUGACGAUGGCGAUGAUCAGGAGGAGAUGGAAGAUGAUGCUGAAGAGAUUCCACAAAAUCAAAUAGUCCUACACGAAGAUAAGAAGUACUAUGCAACUGCUCUUGAGUCGGUGGAGCACAAUCUCCCGGAAACCGUAUACAACAAGGAGUACCUGGCUGACCUAAUGGACUGUCCUCAUAUAAUGAGAAAUGUGGCUAUUGCUGGUCACCUUCACCACGGAAAGACAACUUUCCUGGAUUGCCUUAUGGAGCAAACUCAUCCCGAGGGAUGUUCUAUCAAGGCUAUGCCUGUCACCAUCGUGAUGCAGGACACUCGUCAUAAAAGCUAUCUGUUGAACAUAAUUGAUACGCCAGGUCACGUGAACUUUUCUGAUGAGGUUACUGCGGCUUACCGUCUGUGUGAUGGUGUCGUCAUUGUUGUGGAUGCGCAUGAAGGGGUUAUGAUGAGUACUGAACGAGCUAUACGUCAUGCUGUACAGGAACGUCUGCCCAUCACGUUGUGUGUGAAUAAGAUUGACCGUCUGAUUUUGGAAUUGAAGCUCCCCCCGUCAGAUGCGUACUAUAAGCUGCGACUGGUUAUUGAUCAAGUUAAUGGAUUGCUACAGACUUUUUCCGAGGAUGAUACAGUUGUUUUAUCACCGCUACUAGAGAAUGUCAUUUUUGCCUCUGGUCGCUACAAUGUUUGCUUUUCAUUGCUUUCCUUCGCAAAUAUUUAUGCUGACCGCUAUGGUAACAUCAAUGCUCGAGAAUUUGCUCGACGCCUUUGGGGUGACAUUUACUUUGAUAAGUCAACUCGAAAGUUUGCAAAGAAGCCACCGACUUCAAACUCUCAGAGGACUUUCAUCGAGUUUAUUUUGGAGCCGUUGUACAAGAUUUUUAGUCAGGUUGUUGGUGACGUCGACACGUGUCUACCUCAUAUAAUGUCAGAAUUAAACAUCAAACUGACCAGAGAAGAGCAGAAGAUGAAUGUUCGUCCACUGAUUGCACUAAUUUGCAAACGUUUCUUUGGGGACUUUAAAGCGUUUGUUGACCUUGUUGUGAAGAACAUCAAAUCGCCAAUCGAGAAUGCAAAGAAUAAAGUAGAGCACAUCUGGCUUGGACCAGCAGAAAGCAAACUUGCCUCCGAGAUGCACAAAUGUGAUGCAAAUGGACCACUAAUGGUGCACACCACGAAGAACUAUCCGACUUCUGAUGCUACCUCUUUUCGUGUUUUGGGACGUGUUAUGAGCGGCACCAUAGAGAGUAAUACUGAUGUACGCGUUCUUGGAGAAAAUUACAGUAUACAGGAUGAAGAAGACUGUCGUCGUCUAACCGUAGGCCGACUUUGGGUCCACGUAGCGAGGUAUCAAAUUGAGGUUUCGCGUGUACCGGCUGGAUGCUGGGCCCUUAUCGAAGGAAUCGACCAACCGAUUGUGAAAACUGCAACAGUGGCCGAAUUAGAUUAUGAAGAGGAUGUGAACAAGUCUUAUCCGUUGCUUACCACAAGAGUUGAAGAAUCUGGCGAACAUGUUCUUUUGGGUACAGGAGAACUUUAUAUGGAUAGCGUUAUGCAUGAUAUGCGAAAGGUCUUUUCUGAAAUAGACAUCAAGGUAGCAGAUCCAGUGGUGACAUUUUGUGAAACAGUAGUAGAAACGUCUUCGCUGAAAUGUUUUGCUGAAACACCAAACAAGAAGAACAAAAUUACGAUGAUAUCCGAGCCUUUAGAAAAGGGUCUAGCAGAAGAUAUUGAAAAUGAGGUUGUACAAAUUGGAUGGAACCGUCGACGAAUUGGUGAGUUCUUCCAAACAAAAUAUGACUGGGACUUACUUGCGGCUCGCUCAAUAUGGGCCUUUGGGCCUGACAUAGCAGGUCCAAACGUCUUACUCGAUGACACUCUUCCUUCUGAAGUUGACAAACAACUUCUUGCAACCGUUCGUGAAUCGCUUGUGCAAGGUUUUCAGUGGGCGACCAGGGAGGGUCCUCUUUGCGAAGAACCUAUUCGUAAUGUCAAAUUCAAGAUGUUGGAUGCUGUGAUAGCAAAAGAGCCUCUAUACCGAGGCGGUGGUCAAGUAAUUCCCACAGCUCGCCGUUGUGCUUACUCUGCUUUUCUAAUGGCCACUCCUCGUUUGAUGGAGCCAUACUUUGUUGUUGAAGUCAUUGCCCCAGCCGACUGUGUUUCCUCUGUUUAUACAGUGCUAGCGAAGCGGAGAGGACACGUUACAACGGAUUCCCCAAUUCCUGGAUCGCCAAUGUAUUCGAUUAAGGCAUUCAUUCCUGUGAUGGACUCAUUCGGUUUCGAAACAGAUUUGCGCACUCAUACACAAGGGCAAGCGUUCUGUAUGUCGGUGUUCAAUCACUGGCAGAUCGUCCCAGGUGAUCCUUUAGAUAAGUCCAUUGUGAUCAGACCACUCGAACUUCAACCUACUCCGCACCUUGCAAGAGAGUUCAUGAUCAAGACGAGAAGACGGAAAGGUCUGUCAGAAGACGUCUCCGUCAACAAGUUCUUCGACGAUCCAAUGCUUUUGGAAUUGGCAAAGCAGCAAGAUGUAUUCAGCUACUCGGGAUUUUAG